Molecule: messenger RNA, 1915 nt
Organism: Pristis pectinata (smalltooth sawfish)
Lineage: Eukaryota; Metazoa; Chordata; Chondrichthyes; Rhinopristiformes; Pristidae
Gene: brix1
Product: brix domain containing 2
Exons: 10
Coding region: 213-1124 (303 amino acids)
Biological process (GO): rRNA processing; ribosomal large subunit assembly
Cellular component (GO): nucleolus
Molecular function (GO): rRNA binding
Source: RefSeq, a predicted model, not a curated record
GCGGGCGGGAAGCUCCUCGUCCUUCCGUUGGCCUGGAUUCCCUUCCAGACCCCGCGCUGCCCCCGCCCGGAGCCCGGAUCCCCGCCACCGUUCCCCCGGGACACGGCGGCUGCACCGGGCCGGACCGCUUGUGUCCCGGAACCAGGAGGUGGACGGGGGGGAGCGACGGAAGGUGACGCGGUGGGACCGCCGGAAGUGGCUGCGGCGUGGUGAUGGCGGUGGUGGUGCCGGGACCCGUCAGUCGGGGGAGAUGGACGAACAAGGAGCGAGUUCUGAUCUUCUCUUCGCGGGGGAUUAGCUACCGGACACGGCACCUGAUGCAGGAUUUGCGCACACUGAUGCCUCAUGCUAAACCAGACACCAAAAUGGAUCGCAAGGACAAGCUGUUUGUCAUUAACGAGAUAUGUGAAAUGAAGAACUGCAAUAAAUGCGUGUACUUUGAAGCCAAGAAGAAGCAGGAUCUGUACAUGUGGGUCUCCAACGUACCCCAUGGGCCAUCGGCCAAGUUCCUGGUGCAGAACGUGCACACCCUGGCAGAGCUGAAGAUGACGGGGAACUGUCUGAGGGGGUCCCGGCCUCUGCUCUCCUUCGAUCCGACAUUUGAUCAGGAGCCUCAUUACCAGCUGCUGAAGGAGCUCUUCAUCCAGACCUUCUCCACUCCCCAGUACCACCCGCGGAGCCAGCCCUUCAUCGAUCAUGUCUUCACCUUCACCGUCACCGACGGACGCAUCUGGUUCCGCAACUACCAGAUCAUCGAGGAGGACGGCUCCCUGGUGGAGAUUGGACCUCGGUUUGUUCUGCAGCUCAUUAAGAUUUUCCAGGGCAGUUUUGGGGGUCAGACCCUCUACGAAAACCCGACCUACCGUUCCCCAAAUGUGCACCGACGGGACCUGCGGACCGCGGCCGCCGCCCGGUUCGCGGAGAAGCAGAACAUGAAGGACCUGCAGCGACUGCGGCGAGGGGAGCGCCUGACGACCCUGCCCGAGGACCCCACCCACGCCGUCUUCGACACGCCCGCCCCACAGAAACCGGCCCAGGUCCAGUGGGCACCCCCAGAGCCAGUCCCCAGGCCCAGGCCCAGGAAAAAGCUGUACAAACGGCAGCGGGUCAGGCUGCAGCAGUAGGGUCCAGGGGUGGGGGCUCUGUACCCCCCCCCCACCCCCAUCAGCAACGGGUGUCCGGGUGAGGGGGCUCCAUACCCCCAUCGGCAGUGGGGGUCUGGGAAGGGGGCUCUGUACCCCCCCCCCACCCACAUCACACCCAUCAGCAACAGGGGUCCCAGGGGUGGGGGUUCUGUACCCUCCCUCCCCAUCAGCAGUGGGGAUCCAGGGGAGGGGGCUCUGUACCCCUUCCCUUCCCCCCCCAUUGGCAGUGGGAGUCCGGGGAAGGGGCUCUGUACCCCCCUUCCCUCCUCUCCCCCAUCGGCAGUGGGGAUCCCAGGGGAGGGUGCUCUGUGCCACCACCGCACCCCCCCCCCCCCCAUCAGCAACAGGGGUCCCAGGGUGGGGUCUCUGUACCUCCCCCUCCCCCUUCCUCCCCCAUUGGCAGUGGGGGUCCUGGGGGUGGGGGCUCUGCACACCUCUCUGACCCAGGGGAGGGGCUGGUCACACCUCUUUCCCCCCCCCCCCCCCACCAACUCUGUACCCCAGGGGAGGGGUGAAUCCAGUGGGAGGGGUUCCUCCCCAGGUCGGGCUGUUCCUGGUGCAGCAGCCGGACCCUGGUCUCCCUGCUCUAGGGGUGCGGGGUAGUGGGAGCAGUGCCCUGGGGGUGGGGGGGGGGGGGGAGAGCAGUUGCCAGGUGGGGUGGGGGCAGUGUUGAUCCGGGUCUCCCUGCCUCCCCCUGGGGUGGGGAGAGGAGCAUUGGGUGGGGUGUAUCUGUACAGUCAGACGGUGCCACAGUAAACAUUUGUUUCCAA